Messenger RNA from Myotis daubentonii (Daubenton's bat), 3380 nucleotides. RefSeq names its product solute carrier family 13 member 3 (gene SLC13A3). Gene Ontology annotation, biological process: succinate transmembrane transport; citrate transport. Gene Ontology annotation, molecular function: citrate transmembrane transporter activity; sodium:dicarboxylate symporter activity; succinate transmembrane transporter activity. Gene Ontology annotation, cellular component: plasma membrane. The record is from RefSeq and is a predicted model, not a curated record. Lineage: Eukaryota; Metazoa; Chordata; Mammalia; Chiroptera; Vespertilionidae.
GGGCCAGGAGUCGCAGUUCGGGGCUGGCCGGCUCCCCCACCCCGCGGUCGCACAGAUGGCGGUGCUGGCGAUCUUGGCCAAGAAGGUGUGGUGCAGCCGGCGCCUGCUGGUGCUGCUCAUCGCGCCGCUGCUGCUGCUGCCGGUGGUGUUCGCCCUCCCGCCCAAGGAAGGCCGCUGUCUGUUUGUCAUCCUGCUCAUGGCCGUGUACUGGUGCACGGAGGCGCUGCCCCUGUCAGUUACAGCACUGCUGCCCAUCAUCCUCUUCCCCUUCUUGGGUAUCCUGAAGUCCAAAGACGUCUGCCCCCAGUACUUCGUGGACACCAACUUCCUCUUCCUCAGUGGUCUGAUCAUGGCCAGCGCCAUCGAGGAGUGGAACCUGCACCGGAGAAUCGCCCUCAAGAUCCUCACAUUUGUGGGGGUCCGGCCGGUCUGGCUCAUCUUUGGAAUGAUGGUGAGCACCGCCUUCCUGUCCAUGUGGCUGAGCAAUACUGCCUCCACCGCCAUGAUGCUGCCCAUCGCCAGCGCCAUCCUGAAGAACCUCUUUGGUGAGGAGGAAGAGAACACAGUUGCUGUGGGGACAAAAGGCAUGAACCCUGUGCCCAUGGAGAUGCAAUUUCUUGCCAGAAGAGAAGACAAAGACUUCCCUGAGGAGGCAGAGGAUCCGCCGGCUCUUGCAGACAGCAACAAGAAGGCGGAAGAAUAUCGCAAAAACAUCUGGAAGGGCCUCCUCAUCUCCAUCCCUUACGCGGCCAGCAUUGGGGGCACGGCCACUCUCACCGGCACGGCUCCCAACCUCAUCCUACUUGGUGGGAUCAAGAGUGCCUUCCCACAGAGCGACGUGGUGAAUUUCGGCUCCUGGUUCAUUUUCGCCUUACCUCUUAUGGUGCUGUUCCUGUUGAUUGCCUGGCUCUGGAUCUCCUUCCUGUAUGGGGGAAUAUUCACGAGGGGCUGGAAGAAGGACACAGAGGUCAAUGCUACUGGAGAAGAAAGGGCUCGCGCUGUGAUUCAGGAGGAAUACAAGAGUCUGGGGCAGAUGGUGUUUGCUGAACGGGCCGUUUUCGUCCUUUUCUGCAUGUUCGCCAUCCUCCUCUUCUUCCGGGACCCGAAGUUCAUCCCUGGCUGGUCCAAUCUCUUCAAACCUGGGUUUACCUCUGAUGCUGUAACCGGCGUGAGCAUUGUCACCAUCUUGUUUUUCUUCCCAUCCAAAAGGCCCUCUCUCCAGUGGUGGUGUGACUUUAAAGCUCCCAACACAGAGACAAAGCCCCUGCUGACGUGGAAGAGGGCGGAGGAAACCAUCCCCUGGAGCAUCAUCCUCCUCCUGGGAGGGGGCUUCGCCAUGGCCAAGGCCUGCGAGCAGUCCGGGCUGUCGUUGUGGAUCAGCGAUCAGCUGCACCCGCUGGAGAACGUGUCUCCCGCGCUGGCCGUCUUCAUCAUCACCUGCGUCGUCAUCUUCUUCACCGAGUUUGCCAGCAACACGGCCACCAUCAUCAUCUUCCUGCCCGUCAUGUCAGAGCUGGCCAUCCGCCUGAAAGUGCACCCCCUGUACCUGAUGAUCCCUGCCACAGUGGGCUGUUCCUACGCCUUCAUGCUCCCGGUCUCGACGCCCCCCAACUCAAUUGCCUUCGCCACUGGACACUUGCUGGUCAAAGACAUGGUGCGGACAGGCCUCCUGAUGAACCUGAUGGGCAUCAUGAUACUCAACAUGGCCAUCAAUACUUGGGCACAGCCCAUCUUCCAGCUGGGCUCCUUCCCGGACUGGGCCCAAGACCACUUAACCAAUGUCACGGGAAAGCCACCCUCAUUGGUGGCCAACGACACCUUGCUUGCCCUCUGAGUCCUCCUUGGAGACUCUGGGCCGGGCUCUUCCAGAAGGCUUUACCAGUACCUGCUCUUAGGACCAGACAGGGUGAUCAAGCAAUUCCCUGUGAUCCAGUAGGCAACACGCAAGGGUAACCUCCGGUGGUCCACUUGGGUCAGCAAGUUCAUCACCUAGGACACCUUCUCCUCGCUCAUGCGGCUCAGGACUCAGAUAUUUCCCAGAUCUCAAGCUCCUUUAUCUCUGAGCUGGAAUGUGGUUAGGAUGCAAGAGGGCCCAACUCCAGCAACAAUAAAUAAAUCUAGAAUUGCAUUUGUCUUGAACAGUUGGGAUGGGAAUCUAUCCAUCCCCAAGGGCACAGGGAACAUUCCCCACGGACUACUGUAGGUUGCACUCGGGGCACACCAUCUUGCCUUUAGGGGCCACCUUCCUUGGAGACCUGUCCCAGCUGCUCACAGCUGUUACAUGUUCAGUUCAGCGGGUGCCCGUUCUGCACCAGUUGUUUGACUAUUUCCCCUAUUGAAACCCAGCGGCCAGGGGAAUUUUCAACCCAUGGAGCCGGGGGGAAGGGGAGCAGGGGUCAGAAGGGACAGAUGGCCUCCUGAGGACACGGAGACUUGCAGAGCCUCCUUCCUGCUUCUCCGAGCUCCCAAGCACACCAGGGGAGUUCUAGAACCCCCGCUGACAUCUCUACCCAAGCUGUUAUGAUUCUCCUGUUUAAUCUGAUUCACUGUGGCCAUAUUUCUGGAGUUGGGCCAAGCCUGGGCCCUGCCCUCUUGCAGGUGACUCAUGGCUCCUCCAGCCAGAACCCACCUGCCUGUGGCCCGCAGAGGCCCGUGUGGCUGCUGGCUGCUGCUUACUCCGCAGCUGGUUCCAACCCUACCCCAACUGGCAAGGAUGUUUGAUUAGCAAAGACCAUAUUUUCCAGGGAGGAGAGGAAAGUCAAGAGAGAAACUGGGGACUUGCAAAGGGCCAGGGUGACAUGUCGCAAGCAGGCCAAGUCUCACAAUCCCCUUUCCAGACAGGGCCACUGAGACUUCCUGAAAGCCAGUGGCUGGCGGGCUCUCCUCGGGGAUUCCGUCACUGCUGGCUUCAAGCAGAAGUAUCUGGGCAUCUCCAGUGAACCACACAGUCCUGGGCCCUGCGGAUGCUCAGCAAGUGUCUGUGGAACGAGUGGCCCGGCAUGAGCGUAGCACCGGCAAAGGCACUCCGAGGGCCCCAGAGCCUCCCCUCUCCCCUUCCUGUACCUCCGAGGGAUGAGGCUCCCUGAGCAGCAGCCUGGGCCUGGAAGGCAGUCCCCAGAGACUGAACUCACCCUCAGUACAGCAGGAGUGAGUCAUGGGUGUUUCCCUGGAAGCAGGCUCCUUCCCAACUGAGUAGAAUGUCAGUAUUUAGUCACAGUUACAGCCCCGGGGGUGAGGAGUGGGGGAAGGUGUGUUCCCUGUGGGACAGGGCAGGAGAGAAGUGCAUUCACAGAGAAACCCAUGGAACUUAUAACCAGAUGAACUGUGAUUUCAAGUACUUUUGAUUGAAAAUGCUAUAAAAUAAAGAAUGUUAAUCAACA